AUGUCGGGUGACGAGACACGACCAAAGAGCGUUACCUUCGUCACGACAAUCCAUGGCUCAAGAAAGUCGGUCGACGAGGCCUACGAUUUCCUUGCGCAACAUGUUGAGAUUACUGGAGAAGAGGCCGUCGAUCUCAAGAAGCUACGGCGGCGGAUAGACUGGCACCUGAUGCCAAUCAUGUUCGCUCUGUACUUCUUCCAAUUCCUAGACAAAUUCCUGUUGAACUACGCCAUCAUCAUGGGAAUGCCGAAGGACCUGAAGUUGAAGGGGAACGAGCUGAACAAUAUUGCUUCCUCUCUGUGGUGGGCAUACCUCGCAAUGAGUCCUCUCGUUGGCUUGAUACAAAACAAAGUACGCCUUGGAAAGUGGCUUGGAGCCAACAUGUUCCUAUGGGGCAUUACCAUCUCAUGCACCGCCGCGGUCAGGACAUACCAUCAAUUUCUUGGGAUACGAAUUCUGAUGGGCGUCUUCGACUCUGCGAUACCGCCGGCACUCAUGCUUCUCAGCGCCCAAUACUACAGGAAAGAUGAGCAGGCCAUGAGAUAUGCUCUAUGGUUCAGCAGCGUCGGAUGGGGCACGAUUUGCGGAGGUCUGAUAUCAUUUGGCUUCCAGCAUGUCCAUACCUCGACACUGGAAGGCUGGCGCAUCAUGUUCCUCGUACUUGGCUUGAUCAGCCUAGUCGCUGGCAUUCUGAGCUUCAUCUUCAUGCCGGACACUCCAAUGACUGCCCGCUUUUUGACUGACCUCGAGAAGAAGGCGCUGCUGCAGCAUGUUGCAGUCAACAAGACUGGCGUGUCUUCUCGCAAGAUCGAAUGGUAUCAGUUGAAGGAGGUCUUGGUUGACCCACAAGUCUGGCUGCUCACGUUUAACGUCAUUAUUGUUGCCGCUGGAUCAGGUAUCCUAUCGAUCUAUGGAGCAACACUGGUGAAAAGUUUUGGAUUCACCUCGAAACAAGCCUCACUACUCCAAAUGCCUAGCGGAGUCGUAGCUGUCGUCGCCACUCUCUUCUUCGCAUAUGCAGUCAGACAGCAUUGGGUCAAUCGCGUUACUGCUUCGUUGAUUGGCUACGCUUUGUCGCUUACUGGAACAUGCAUGGUUGCAUUCGCUGAUAAAAAGAACAAAGGCGCCAUGCUCGCAGGAAUCUACAUGAUCGCAUUCUCGGUCCAUACGGUCGGAAUCAAAUACCAGUGGUUAGCAGCAAAUGUUGGUGGACAUACGAAACGAGCCGCCAGCACUGCAAUAGUGAGCGGAGCCUUCUCGAUCGGCCAUAUCGUAGCACCAUAUGCUGUUCAGCAAAAAUUUGCGCCAGACUUCGAACCGGCACGACUAGUUCUGGUGGCCUCAAAAGCAAUCGCGCUCGGUAUCAUCACUUUGUUAGGCUUGUACUACCUCUUCGAAAACGGGCGGCGAAACAAACUGUAUGGACCUGCUGGGGAACAAACCCCAGAAGAGGUCAAUCCAGAUGACUGGGCCAAUAUGACCGACAAGGAGAAGCAGAAGUCUUUCAGAUACGUUUACUAAGCUUGUAUUUUCGUUUGGGUAUUUGCAUGCAUGCAUUAGAAUCACGGCCGAGAUAACGACAGAUACUCACUAGAAUGGCAGAAUCCCAUCCCCUUCUCUC
Messenger RNA from Pseudocercospora fijiensis CIRAD86, 1621 nucleotides. RefSeq lists its product as uncharacterized. The coding region runs from base 1 to 1521 and encodes 506 amino acids. Gene Ontology annotation, molecular function: transmembrane transporter activity. NCBI's taxonomy places the organism in Eukaryota, Fungi, Ascomycota, Dothideomycetes, Mycosphaerellales, Mycosphaerellaceae. Gene Ontology annotation, cellular component: membrane. The transcript is spliced from 2 exons. The record is from RefSeq and is a predicted model, not a curated record. Gene Ontology annotation, biological process: transmembrane transport.